UAACAAUUCAACAAUUAUUUCUAAUUAACAUUCUAAAUAAUAACAAUCCAUUCUAAAGAUAUCAAGAUUUAAAAUCAAUACCUAACAAUUCCUAAAAAUCCUAUCCUAAAAUUAAUUCUAAUAAAACUAAAAAAAAACAAGAAAAGACUAAGAAACAGGCAGAAUGGGCCUAAAUGUUAAGCCCAAAUGCAACAGGGGGUAUGUUGAUCAUUCCGGAGGUGUAGGCCCUAAUUGGCUUGGGCUUACCCUGAAGCCUAAGGCCCAACCGCAACAAAAAGAAAAAAAACAUGUGGAUCGGACCUGCUCUCGGGCUCGAUGAGGCCUUGGUCCAAAGAUCCUCUAUCGUCCACAAAAUGUUGUACCAGUGGAACGGUGAAGACGCAAAUUCCACUUCUGUAUCCAAACGCAAAACGGCGACGUUGGCACGAUCACACGACCGAAAAUCUACACCUUCAAUCUCACCGGUGCUAAACGCAAUUAAACUCCGAUCUUGAACCGCCAUGGAAGCUCGUCGAGGUUUCGAAUUCAAGGUCCUACAUAAUCGAACCAACGACACUCGUCCUCUCUAUCAAAGAAAUAAAGAGAAAGGAAAGGCAUACCUCGUUCGCACGUGGUGUUUAGGAACGACGACGAGGAGGACGAUUAUCUCGUUGCGUUGCAAAGGAUGGUGAAGAUCGCGAUCUUGCUUCGAUGAAGAAUGAUGAUACUCCGGUUUGCACCUCCGCGGCUUUCGACGGAACUCAAGAGGCGGUUAUGGAGGAUUGAAGGUGGUACCACGGCGGUGAUUCUCAUCGCGAUGAAGGACGAGGUGUGGUGAUGGAGGUUUUGUGAGAAACAGUUAUGGAAAUUCGAUUGAGUUCUGGUGGAGUUGAAGGAGAAAGAAGAAGAAUGGAAGAGUUUGUUAGAAUUUGGAGGGAGCGAAAAAUUGCUGUUAAUCAGAGUAUUUAUAUCAUUUGCAAAUGGAUUCGGCUUAGCAGCUCGCGUUUGGCUUGCUCUGUCGUUUUCGCAGCUUUGCCGUUCGCGUUUGGAUUACGUUUCUGCAGCUUUUUGGUAGCUUGGAUGGCAGGUAGCUGCGUUUUGAAUUUGUUUAGCAGCUGUUACUUUGGUUGGCUGUGGUGUUGGUUUGCCAGCUUGGAAUCACUAGCUUUGUGUAGCAGUAGCUUAUUUCUGCCGUUAAUUGUAGCUUUUUCCUGUGUUAGCUUAAGUUGCAGCUUGCAUUUCGUCGAAGUACUUGUGCAUUUUGGCUUGUGAGUUGCCCGGGCUCACGCACCUGAUGCCGUUUUUUUGAAGCGUUUUGCAACAGGUUUUCUGGUGUACUUGCUAUUGCCUGUAACUUGCCUUAUGCUAUUUUUGUCUCAUCCAAAAAAACAAAUGGGCCUUGUAGCUAAAGUGCAUAUAGCUAAUGGAUUGGUAAAGGAGACUUGGAUACUGGA
Lathyrus oleraceus (garden pea) is the source of this 1433-nucleotide messenger RNA. RefSeq lists its product as uncharacterized. Bases 841 to 1251 code for a protein of 136 amino acids. The record is from RefSeq and is a predicted model, not a curated record. The transcript has 4 exons. NCBI's taxonomy places the organism in Eukaryota, Viridiplantae, Streptophyta, Magnoliopsida, Fabales, Fabaceae.